GAGCAGAGUGAAUGUCAACAGUUGAUGUAACGUGUAGUAGCAACUCGCUGACAAAAUCAGCUGUUUUUCUGAAAUCGACAAUGUACAGCGAUUCGAGUGCUGGAUGGUGAUUGGGUUCGUCACACAGAUGGCGUAUCGGUUUGGCAUUCCAUUCAAUUUCCAUAAAAUGUUCUCCUAAAAUUGCCAUUUCAAUUUUUCUAUAAAUCAUAUUAGUUGAGAUAAUGAUUGACAUGGCAAAAAUUCCGCACAUUUUCUUUCAUUUGAUCGUUUAAUUUGCGGCCGAAAUGUAACGUAACUGUCCGAUGCGAUACGAAUGUGACAGUUGUGGCGUGUGAACGUGUUUGCCAUUUCGCUGCAAAAUACAGCAACCUACAGAGAUAGAGACGGUAGCCAUUUUUGGUCAGCAGAAUUUUAGUUCCCAAAUAAAUCACUGACGGCGUAUACAGUAUCCGGAAGAAUGAUGGCGAUCCCAAGUUUCGAUCAAAUUGAAUAGUUUUUAAUAAUACAUAUUUUUUAAUUGAAACAAGUGUUAAAAAGUGUUUAAAUAAGCGAAUUUUCAAUGUUACUAAAAUAAUAUAUACGAAUUAUUAACGUUUCAUCAACGGAAAUCGAAAUCAGUGGAAGGGAAUAUAGUUGAAAAGGAGCGACAAACAGAUUCCGAUUUAAUAAUAAUUACACACAAAAAUGCAGAGUAUCGAACAUUGUGAUAGAAAAAAAGUUGAUUGCAAAGUGUCUAGUGUUAGCAGCAAAAGCAAAAACAGCAGCACCAGCAGUAGCAGCAGCACAAGCAGCAGUAGUAGUAGUAGUGUACCAUCUACAUCAAAAACGACGAUUGCAAAUCAUAGCCCAAGUGGAAAUGAAAAAAAUAAUAUGUCGUCGUCUACGACCGAAAUCAAAUUAAAAAAUAAAUGUUGCAACAAUUCGAACACAAGUCCAAGUAAAACAGUUAUUGAAAAGUAUACCGACAUAAAUCAAAUAGUUCUUGAUUCGUCUGAAUCGGAUGAAGAAUCUGUUUCAGAGGGAGAUUUGGAUGAAGAGAUUCCAGAAUCGUGUUCGUCGUCAGAUGAUGACCUAGAGCUUGAUGAAACAAAUUUAGGCGAAGAAGAAGAAUCGGAAGAGGAGGAUGAGGAUGGAGAUGAUGAGGGGCGAACAGAUGACGACGACGAAGACUGUGAGGAAGACGAAGAAAAUGAUACUGUUCCUGUUUUACGGAGUGCUAGUCUAGCCCUAACCGAUGCUGCCGAAGAGCUGAAUCGAAUGCGAACAGACACAAAUCGAGAUCGAAAUCUGCUGUCGCGAACGUUGAUUGCAGCCUGUGCAGAUAAUGAUGUAAACACCGUCCGCAGACUUUUAGGCGAUGGAACGAAUACAAUUAAUGAAGGCACCGACGACGGUGAAUCAUUAUUAUCGUUAGCAUGUUCAGCCGGUUACUAUGAAUUAGCACAAGUUUUACUUGCGAUGCAAGCGCAAGUGGAAGAUCGAGGCCAAAAGAAUGAUUGUACACCUCUGAUGGAAGCAGCUUCGGCGGGACAUGUAGAAAUUAUCAAACUUCUAAUAUCGCAUAAUGCAGAUGUAAACGCUCAAUCGUCGACCGGUAACACGCCUCUUAUGUAUGCCUGUGCAGCUGGCCACAUAGAAGCGGUCAAAGAACUUCUGGCCGCCGGUGCAAACAUCGAAGAUCACAAUGAAAACGGCCAUACACCUCUUAUGGAAGCGGCAUCAGCCGGUCAUGUGGAAGUUGCCAAAAUCUUGUUAGAACACGGUGCUGGUAUCAAUACGCAUUCAAAUGAAUUUAAAGAAAGUGCACUUACAUUAGCGUGUUACAAAGGCCAUCUGGACAUGGUACGAUUUCUGUUAGAAGCUGGCGCAGAUCAAGAACACAAGACCGAUGAAAUGCAUACCGCACUGAUGGAGGCAUCGAUGGAUGGACACGUUGAAGUGGCAAGACUCCUUUUGGAUUCGGGUGCACAAGUCAACAUGCCAACCGAUUCAUUUGAAUCUCCACUCACCUUAGCCGCUUGCGGCGGACACGUUGAUUUGGCUAUGUUGCUGCUCGAACGUGGCGCCAAUAUCGAAGAGGUGAACGAUGAAGGUUACACACCAUUGAUGGAGGCAUCGCGUGAAGGUCACGAAGAAAUGGCUGCAUUACUACUGUCGCAGGGUGCCAAUAUUAACGCCCAAACCGAAGAAACCCAAGAAACUGCUCUGACAUUAGCCUGUUGUGGUGGUUUCCUUGAAGUAGCUGAUUAUUUAUUGAAAAAUGGAGCCGAUUUGGAGAUUGGAGCUUCAACACCGCUGAUGGAAGCGGCGCAAGAAGGCCACAUUGAAUUAGUUCGAUUUCUUCUGGAGAGCACCGCCAAUGUCCACGCACAAACACCAACCGGUGACACAGCGUUAACGUAUGCUUGCGAAAAUGGUCAUACCGAUGUUGCCGAAGUUUUACUUAUGUAUGGUGCCGAAUUAGAACACGAAUCGGAAGGCGGCCGAACACCACUCAUGAAGGCCUGUCGAGCCGGUCACAUUUGCACCAUUAAAUUUCUUAUCAAUAAGGGAGCGGAUGUCAACAAACAAUCGACCAGCAAUGAUCAUACACCUUUAUCGUUAGCCUGUGCCGGUGGACACCAAGCCGUUGUUGAAUUAUUACUUAAAAGUGGCGCCGAUCCAUUUCAUAAGCUUAAAGAUAACUCUACGAUGCUAAUCGAAGCGUCGAAGGGUGGUCAUAUUGGAGUAGUUCAGCUGUUGCUCGAUUAUCCAAACUGGAUGUACCAGCAGCAGCAGCCACCACAAGAGCAGGUGCCGCCACAAGUUCAACAGCAGGUUCAACAGCAGGUUCAACAGCAGGUACAACAACAACAGCAGGUUCAACAACAACAGCAGCAGGUUCAACAACAACAACAACAACAACUACUACUACAACAACAACAACAACAACAACAACAACAGCAGCAGCAACAACAACAACAACAGCAGCAGCAGCAGCAACAACAGCAACAGCAGCAGCAGCAGCAGCAACAACAGCAACAGCAGCAACAACAACAACAGCAGCAAAUCCAACAGCCUGCAAUUCAACAACCUUUGCCCGAAAUUCAACUUCCAGCGCAAGUCUUUCCAGAUGCUGGGUUACAAGAAGUACCCGAAGCCGUCAGAGUUACUAAUCAGCAAAUCUUUCAACAUCAAGUUACGCCAACCGACGCAACAUUACCGAAUUCAUUGCAAAAUAUCCUAUUGAAUUCGAAUGUAAAAAAUACGCCGAUGGAAGAUUCAAUAUUGGCGAAUAUGCGUUUCCUUCGUAAUCAAGGGUUUAAGGAUGGAUUGGCAUUGGGCUUAGCUAGAUUUGGUCUUGUGAAUAAUAACAAUAACACAAGCCAAAAUAAUAACAUCAAUGCGACCGAUACGAUCAUAACAGCUGGUGCAAUGUCAAGUGAUCCACCGAUGCAUUCGCAACCAAUUAGCUUGCCUGUCGCAACUCCGGUUGUGAAUACGGCGCCGCAUACCAACAAUGUCAAGCAAAAGAGUUUACUUCGCAAGAAUCGCCAAACGCCAGCACCUUUCGAAUUGAAUGUCCCGACGCCAAUCGAUCCAACGCAACAAAAUCGAUUGCAACAAUUUGGCGAAGAUCUAUCGAAAACAUUUGGGUCUGUGACCGCACCCUUAGUCACCGAUAAAAACGUGAUGAAACCGAAUUUCCUGGAAGAAUUUAAACUGCUCGAUCCAACAAAGCAGAAAACACCGUUCAAAAUCUCAGAUGGGGAGAGUGCUACACCGACUUUCAUACCAACGAGCUAUGCUUUGGAUUUGAAUCUGACGCCAACGAAUGUUACUCCAACAACAGCCAACACGAGUUCAUCGAAUAUUACCCCUUAUUUGUUGCCAAAUACGAGCAUUACAACGGUUACGUCUUCUCCAAUCGCUCCAUCUGAGGUGUCGCCAACCACUGCAAUUAGUGACCGACCAAAAGUGAAAUCUGUAUCGAAAAAGGACAGUAAAAAUAAUCGAAAAGCUGUAGCAUCAUCCAUUUCGGCAAUCCAACCCAAUCCAGCGUUUAUGAAAACAGAACAAUCGAAAAUCACUCCCGUUCUACAACCUACUGAACUUCAACAACAGCAACAGCAGCUACAACAGCACCAGCACCAGCACCAGCAACAACAACAACAACAACAACAACAACAACAACAGCUAAAUCUCCAGGCACAACCAGCACCCAUCGAUAUGCAGCAGUUCGCGGCUCAAGUACCAAAUUUUCCAUCGCAAAAGUUUGCACCGAAACUGACCAUGGAUCGACCAAAAAUAACACCCGAAGCGCUUUCUAAGAGCGCUGUCGGUGAAACAAUAACACCGCCAUCUAGUGAUCAGUUGCGAAGCAACAUUGUGUCAGAAGACGAUUCAGCCGAACAAAUUGCACCGAAUGAAAACAUCCUCCAGUUGGUCGCGCAAAUCCCGAACCAUCCGUUGCAGAAAUUUGCCCAGAAAUUGUUGGUUGAUCGACCAAAAGCAUUAUCGGAAUCACAUUCCAAAAAUGCUUCAGACGAUACAACGCCACCGAAAACCAAUUCGCCUACCACAUCGACGACCCCAGAUAUCGCUGAUAUUUCGCGCAUUUUCUUCGAAGUCAUUCGAUCCGAACUGAAUGCCAAUCAAAUGCCGGAGUUUGUAAUCCACGAAAAACCCUGUUCAACACACACAAUUGCUGGAGACUCGGAAUCCAAAACCAACUGUGAACAAGAUUCUAAUCAAUCAAAAAAUUUCGGUGAUCAGCAAGAUGAUUUGAGCAUGUUUUCCGUUGAAGAGAGUGAUAAUAAGGACGCUUAUCUGGAUAUAGACAGUCCGACAGAUGUUUUCAAUACCGAUGCACUGCAACAGCGUACACGCGAAAAUAACUGCAACUAUGAUUGGGCUGAUGACAUUGAUGUGUUGAAUGUUCUGCACAGCGUCAAUGAUUGGCCGGUAACGUUACAGGAAGUGACCGCGAAUUUCAAUGAAUACACCGAGUAUGCGAACUACAUUGGCUUGAAUUCAGCCUGCAAAAUGCGUUGGACUACAACCGCCCCAACCGGCAAAGCGACUCCAAUUGAUGAGCAACAGCAGCAAUUAGACCAUCAGCAAAUGUGUCAGAUCGAACAACAACUGCACCAGCAAUUACAACAGCAAUUUUGCGUUGAACAAUUCCAAUUGCUCAGUCAACUUCAGAAUCAGCAACAAGAUCAAAUACCGUUGGUUCCACCGCCAUUAGUCGAUAUGCAAAAGCAACCGAAACUGGAUUUGCAAUCGAUUCAGCCACAAUUUCAAGCGCCCACCUCACCAACAACGACGCAACCAAUUGCGGAAUCGAUCGGCGAACCAGAACAAACCAAUUUCCAAACUUCACAAUCGCUUCAAUUGCUGUUUCAAUUGCCAAAUGUUCAACAAACUGGAACUCAGUCACAAUCACAAGCUGUGUUAACAACCAUCAACCAACCUAACCACUAUCGAUACGCAAGUGCAAAUGUCAUGAACCAUGGAGUAAUGCCACAAAAUUUGGAUCAACAAAUUCAAGUGAAGCAGCCACAACUUCAGCCAAAUCCAUUGCCGCCGAAUGCCCACUUUCAAGCGAUUCAAUCUCAAAAUCCACGUCAGCAAGAGCAAGACACAACAGUUAAUAAUAAUCAACAACCGCAAACGAUUCAGUCGCAACCACAAAAUAAUAUCUCCAAUAAUAAUAGUAGCUUAUGUACCAGUGCACAAGAUCAAACCUGCGCAACGCCCGCAUCUCACAAGACCAAAAAGGUCAUGGAGAAAUCACGACGAGAACGGAAGACAAUAGCGCGUCAAGCAUCUGCCCCAAACACAAACACAGCUAUGCAACAGCUUGCAAUCAACACUCAAUCACCGUUGGCGGAUAAAACGAUCGAUAUUGAUUCCGAAACAGAUUCGAAUCAUGAUACCGCUUUGACACUGGCCUGUGCGGGCGGUCAUGAAGAAUUAGUCGAACUGUUGCUGCAACGCGAUGCAAAUAUUGAACACCGCGACAAAAAAGGUUUUACUCCGUUGAUACUAGCUGCAACGGCUGGCCAUGAGAAGGUAGUAAAUAUUCUGCUGAACAAUGGCGCCGAGCUAGAAGCUCAAUCGGAACGAACGAAGGAUACUCCGUUGUCGUUAGCGUGUUCAGGUGGACGAUAUGAAGUCGUGGAGAUCCUGCUCAGAGUUGGCGCAAAUAAGGAACAUCGAAAUGUGUCCGACUACACGCCACUGAGUUUAGCUGCCAGCGGAGGUUAUGUGAAUAUUAUUCGAUUGCUGUUGAACCAUGGUGCCGAAAUAAAUUCACGUACCGGCAGCAAAUUGGGCAUUUCGCCUUUAAUGCUUGCGGCAAUGAAUGGUCAUACCGCUGCCGUUAAGCUCCUCCUUGAUAUGGGUUCCGAUAUUAAUGCUCAAAUCGAAACAAACCGUAACACCGCAUUAACACUGGCCUGCUUCCAGGGCCGGCACGAAGUGGUGAGUUUAUUGCUCGAUCGAAAAGCGAAUGUUGAACACAGAGCCAAAACCGGAUUGACACCGCUAAUGGAAGCCGCAUCCGGCGGUUACAUUGAAGUUGGUCGCGUAUUGUUGGACAAGGGAGCCGAUGUUAAUGCAACGCCCGUUCCGUCGUCAAGAGAUACCGCGCUCACAAUAGCUGCGGACAAGGGUCACUUGAAAUUCGUGGACCUUCUGCUGCAGCGAGGUGCGGCCGUUGAAGUGAAAAACAAGAAGGGAAAUUCUCCGCUUUGGCUCGCCGCAAACGGUGGCCACCUCUCCGUUGUAAAAAUCCUGAAGAAUCAUAACGCCGAUAUCGAUUCACAAGAUAAUCGUCGCGUUUCAUGUCUUAUGGCUGCCUUCCGUAAAGGUCACACCAAAGUUGUCGAGUUCAUGGUGAACCACGUUACUCAAUUUCCAUCCGAUCAAGAGAUGACCAGAUAUAUUGCAACGGUGAGCGAUAAAGAGCUCGCGGACAAAUGCAAAGAAUGCGUGAAAACCAUUCGCGCUGCCAAAGAAGCCCAAGCCGUAAAGGCAAACAAAAAUGCGUCUAUCUUACUGGAAGAAUUGGAUAUGGAAAAGAAUCGUGAAGAGAAUCGCAAGGCUGCGGCAGCCAGACGACGUGAACGAAAGAAGAAGAAGAAAAUGGAAAAGAAAGAGGAGAAACGUAAACUAAUGGAAGUUGAACAGGUGCCGGAGAAAGAGAGCUGCAGCAAAAAGAAGAAUCAAUCGUCGAACGACAGCAAAGAGGUGGUCAGUCCAGAGAAAGAAGAAACCGAUUCAGGAAUCGAUGUACACAGUCAAGGAUCAUAUUCCAGUGCUGAUAACAAAAAUAACAAUGCCACAAACAAAUCAAAUGAAAAUGCCAGCAGCAAAAGCAGUAGCAAUAAGUCUGAAGUCGGUGCCGCAGACAACGUCAUCAAGAAAAAUCAAAAAGCAAAUAAAAACAGCAAUCAAUCGAAGAAGAAUAAAAGCCCGAACCGAACCCAAGAGUCUGAUGAAGAGAAAGAAACGACCGCGGCUAUGUCGACGACAACUGCAACAACAACAACAGCGUCGACGACGACAAAGCCAUCCAAGCAAAAUGAUAGAAGCCACGCCACUGAGAGCAAAAGCCAAUCAAGCAAUGAUACCAGUAGCGACACUUACAGCAGAAAUAAUAACCAUCAUCACAAAGAGAAAGAUGCAAAACAUCGAAAUACCACGCAGAACGAUUCCAACGAAAGGGAGACUGCAGCAAAUGUGAGCAACAACAAUAGCAGUAACAGUCGUGGAUCGAAAGAAAAAGAACGUUCGAAUAACAAAUCAAUCGAAAAUCAUACGGAUGGCAACAAGAAUGAGACGAGCGAAAAGAAUGACAUGCACUCGAAAUUCAACUCACACGAACCAGUUGUGACGGCGUUACAUCACAAAACCACCCGAAAUGCAACUGCGCACCACAAUGAUGCUAGUGAUGGUGAAGUGUCUUACUUUAAUUCAACACGGAAUAAGAACAACAAAACGACCACACAGCAUGAGAGUGUGAGCAAAACGGCCACCACCAAAUCGAGUGCCCAAUUCAAACGAGAGGAAGGCUGGAAAGAAGUGAGCCGCAAGAGCUCAACUCAACAGCAUCCCACAACAGAUACGUCGGUGAAGAAAAUUAUCAUACCAACGUAUGCAAUUUCACGUGUUAUCGGACGGGCUGGUAGUAAUAUAAAUGCUAUUCGUGCUGCUACCGGUGCACAUAUCGAAGUUGAAAAACAGGGAAAAUCGCAAAAUGAUCGCAUGAUCACAAUUAAAGGUUCGACCGAUGCCACUAAGCAAGCUUCCCUUCUGAUUGGAGCUCUUGUCAAGGAUCCAGAAGUGGAUAUUCUGCAAAUGCUACCGAAAGUCAAUAAUAAUGCCCGAUCACUUCCGCCGUCGAAUGUCGUUGAAAAGCCAAUAAUCACCACACAAACGGUGACAGCUACCGUGACAAGCACUGCAACUGGACCAAAAGUGUCUAAGCCAGUGUCCACCGUUGCCAGUUCGACAACUAGCACGGUUCGAGCUCCUCACAGCGUCAAUAUAACCAGCGUAACGAGCAAUAUCACCAGCACUAAUAUUAUUUGCAGCAGCAGUGGAAGCAUUGGCAGCACCAUUAGCAGCAAACCAGCAACGGUGACUCAAGUUCGUACUGUAACAAACACAAAUCGCACUCCGAUGCCGAAUGAUACAGCCGCAUUCAAGAAAACUGAACCGUUUCCAUCGACAAAAAUUGCCACAUUGACUAUUGAUCAUAGUGGUUUGAUGGCGUUGAAGAACACCAUCAAGAAUUCAACAUCCGAAGCGUUCGGAACAUUUGCAGCCAAAGUGGCAUCCGAUGUGAAACCAAUUGUCGUUUCAUCGGAAAGCAUUCAAAUUCAUUCGUCUCCAAAACAUGUAGUGGCCCCCAAUCAACCGGCGCCAUUCUCUUCGGCAAAUGUGUUUACAAAUGCAAGCAAUGAUAAAACGGUGAAAACCACCACAUCGGUAUCCAGCUACUCGAAUACAAUUGGUGAUGUGGCCGUAACCUCAACUGUACCCAGUUCUAUUGCCAAUCGUCAUGAUAGAAACAGCGUGUACAGGGAGGUUCCAUUGGUGGAUAAGCCAAUCGUUCCGCUUGAGUCCACUUCAAUUAUUCAAGCGGCCGCCUUGCAACAGCAGACCGACGCAAAAACGUUGCAAAGUCGCCAGAAAACCAGUGGUGUUCAGUUGCCUAUCAUACCAAAUUCACAAUCGCAUGAAUAUUCAUUGUUUGCCGGUGAAUGGGAAAAGAAGUCCACGUUCAAUGGCCGAACGGCUGAAAAUUAUCUCGAAAGUGACAGCCUUCCAAAGGCCGAUGCAUCCAAAGCGCCCGGUUAUCGUGGUGCCAAUCUCAAUUCGCCCGUCAACUCGAAAACGUCAAAACUCGCCAAAACUGAUGAAAAAUCGGUAAAAGAUUUAGAUCAAAAAUCCGACCAAUCCUCACAAAAGAGCAUAGACUUCAAGACCAACGAACCGGCCGAUCAAUUGGACUCGAUUUCAAAGAGUGGUGGCAGCGUCGUGAAACUUGAAACGGAUGAUUUGCAACGAAGUGAUAAACUCAUCGAAAAAGAUUCGGUCUUAGCAGAUUUGGACAAGCCACAGAUUGCACCGCAUAUUUCACCCAUUGGUAUAGCUCCAGCAAAGCUUCCACCGCCAAUUGGUUCCCAAUUGAAUAUUGCCACAUCGCAAUCAGUGAUCAAACCAAACACAUCAGUAUAUGGAAAUACAGUGAGCGAUUCAUUUCCACAAUCAAUCAUUCGACCGCCAUCGAUGCAAACCUUAUCGGCCGCACAAGACAUGUCUUCGUCACGGUCGUUAUCUCAGUCUCAGCUGCGAAUGAUGGUUCCAAUGGAUUCAAUGAACAUGGACACCAAAUCGAAUCAAAACUGUUACGAUCCGCCGUAUCGUAACAUGAACUACUCCAAUGUGGAUGCAAUGCAAUCGUAUCAACAGGGUUUGAAUACGAAUCAGAUGUCAAUGUCACGUUUGAAUCCGCGUGCUUCUGUCUUCUCAUCAAUGGGAACAAAUGUCGUCAAAAAUAAUCCGACGCAAGCGCCAUACGGCCGCAACAAUAUGUUCUCACAAAAUCCAAAUCAAUCGAUAAACGCAAACUAUAAUCCGUAUCAGAAGAUGCCAUUCACUAAUCAGAACACUGGUAAUGCGGCACCGUUUUACAAUCGGGCACCGGGUCGGCCACAAUCUCAACCGACCAGCAACAAUGGUCGCAUGUUCACCGAAUUUGCGCAUUCAAGUCAUACAUCACCGAAUGACACAUUUAAUUUGGAUCAUGCAAACCUCGUGAUGCCCAUGAAUUCAACAUCAUCGAUGUCGCCCAAUGGAAAUAAUAAUUCACAAGUAGCCACCAACAACAAAAAUGUACUGCAACCCGAUGACAAUCGACGCAUGCCACGUCCAAUCGGUACCGAACGAGCAUCGUGGAAGCACAACGUUAACAUCGGCGGAUUGAACACCAAUUUGGAAAAUGUGGAUAACAUGAACCAACAUUCACUGCCACCGUGGUUAGCAGAACAGCCACCACCAUCUCAACCAUCGCAACCACAUCUUUCGAAUGAUCAACAACCACCCCAACACUGGAUGCAGUAUCCGCUUUCGGCUAGAAAUCCCUAUAACGACGACUUGCAUCUUCAAGAUCAGUUCAAUCAAGUUCCCAUGGAUUAUUACAAUUCAAUGUUACCACAGAAUCAACCACCGAUGAUGCCAUCGAUGCACUAUUCCCAAAUGGCACAACCAGAAAUCGGGCAAGACUUAUGGGAUCAUGAAAAACAUAAUCAAGGAUGGUCAAAAUGGACAAACUAGCCAACUAGCUUCGUGAAUUAGGUCUUUUUCAUUGAUUGUUGCAGCUUAUCGACUUCAAGGCAAAACACACCAACUAAGAAACUAAACAUAAACAAAUACUGCUAAACCGCUCAGCAAAAAACGAAAGAACAACAGCAUGAAAAUUUACAAAAAAAAGUUUUAUCAAAUUUAGUGCCGUUUACAUUUUUAAAUAAUAUCAAAUUAUUAUUAACUCUCAUAUUCCACCCAAAAAAGCAUUCUUAGCUUAGAGUUUAAUAGAAAAAAAAAAUUACCUACAACAAGAAAAGAAUGAAACAAACAAACAAACAUUACAAUUUAUUACUUCAUGUUUUGUUUUCACACAACAUAUACAAAAAGAAACAAAAAUGAGAUAAACAAAUUAAUAAAGCGAACAACACCCCCUCCCAA
Messenger RNA from Sitodiplosis mosellana (orange wheat blossom midge), 11238 nucleotides. RefSeq names its product ankyrin repeat and KH domain-containing protein mask (gene mask). The coding region runs from base 685 to 10830 and encodes 3381 amino acids. The record is from RefSeq and is a predicted model, not a curated record. The transcript has 30 exons. Gene Ontology annotation, molecular function: protein binding; RNA binding. Gene Ontology annotation, biological process: innate immune response. Gene Ontology annotation, cellular component: cytoplasm. NCBI's taxonomy places the organism in Eukaryota, Metazoa, Arthropoda, Insecta, Diptera, Cecidomyiidae.